AUGGAGCUCACCAUGGACAACUUGCACAGCGUCCCGUCGCAUUCCCAGGCGGGGGACCUCAUGAGCUCCCCACACGUUCGGCCGUCGCCGUCCCCCAGCGCGACACCCCGGAAUCUGGUCUCGCACGUCCCCGGCGCGCGGUCAGCCAUGGUCUCCGGCAUGGCCUCCCUCCUUGAGGGGUCCGGCGGGGAUUACAGGACAGACCCGUCCGCCCUGUCGGGACACCUCCACCCCUCCAUCAGCAUGUGUGACACCGGGAUGAGCCUUAGUAACACAUACACCACCCUGACCCCCUUGCAGCAUCUACCUCCGAUUUCCACCGUGGCGGAGAAGUUUCACCACCCGCACUCGCACCACCACGCUGCCGCCCACCAGCGACUCUCCGCCGGCAACGUCAGCGGAAGCUUCACGCUGAUGCGGGACGACCACCGAGGACUCACGUCUAUGGGCAAUUUGUACAGUCACUACCCCAAAGAGAUGUCGGUGUACCCCAAAGAGAUGUCGGUGUCCGGCAUGGGUCACGGCUCGCUGUCCCCGCUGUCCGGCGGGCUGUCUCUGCACAACUCCCAGCAGUCUCUAUCAGCAUACGGCCCCGGUGCGCACCUCUCCACCGACUCCAAAAUGAUCUCUCCGGUGUCAGGGUUCGAGUCCCACGCGUCCAUGUUGACCCGAAGCGACCAGGAGCACCUGGCCAGGAGUUUAGGGGGCCACGGCCACGGCCUGAUCUCCAACCUCAACGGCAUGCACCAUCACCCGCACAGCCACCUCCACUCCCAGGCGAACGGAGCGGUGAUGCUGGCUGACCGGGAGAGGCACGGCCACGGAGGCGGACAGGGGGUGUCGGGGUCAAACAUCCAGGCGGAGGAGAUCAACACGAAGGAGGUGGCUCAGAGGAUAACGGCCGAGUUAAAGCGCUACUCCAUUCCGCAGGCCAUAUUCGCGCAGCGGAUUUUGAGCCGCUCGCAGGGCACCCUGUCCGACCUGCUGCGGAACCCCAAACCCUGGAGUAAGCUCAAGUCAGGCCGGGAGACGUUCAGGAGGAUGUGGAAGUGGCUGCAGGAGCCCGAGUUUCAGCGGAUGUCAGCUCUCCGACUGGCCGCCUGUAAGCGGAAGGAGGAGGACCGGGGACGGGAGCGCAGUCAGGUGCCAAAGAAGCAGCGGCUGGUCUUCACCGACCUGCAGCGUCGCACCCUGGUCGCCAUCUUCAGAGAGAACCGCCGCCCCUCCAAGGAGAUGCAGCUCACCAUCUCUCAGCAGCUGGGCCUGGAGCUCUCCACCGUCUCCAACUUCUUCAUGAACUCCCGCCGCCGCUGCCCGGAGCGCUGGGACACGGAGGAGCACAGCCACGGGGCGCACGGGGGCCACGUCCACACCCCGCAGUCCCCCAUCCAACCCGGCGCAUCCUCCGCCAACACUUUCUCCAAGGCCUGA
Nematolebias whitei (Rio pearlfish) is the source of this 1431-nucleotide messenger RNA. It is a transcript of the gene onecut3b, whose product is annotated as one cut homeobox 3b. Gene Ontology annotation, cellular component: nucleus. The transcript is spliced from 2 exons. Lineage: Eukaryota; Metazoa; Chordata; Actinopteri; Cyprinodontiformes; Rivulidae. Gene Ontology annotation, biological process: regulation of transcription by RNA polymerase II. The coding region runs from base 1 to 1431 and encodes 476 amino acids. The record is from RefSeq and is a predicted model, not a curated record. Gene Ontology annotation, molecular function: RNA polymerase II cis-regulatory region sequence-specific DNA binding; DNA-binding transcription factor activity, RNA polymerase II-specific.